AUGCCCUUUCGUCUCGACGACCUCUCGACUCUGCCCGCCGACUUGCAAAAGGACUAUGGCUACAUGAUCAAAGUCUGCCGCAACAACCUGAGAGGCUGCAGGGAUGAGCAACGGAAGCCAAAGUACAGCGUUGGGCAGGCGAAAGCUCAGGCCACGCCAAUGCCAGAGGACAUGCGCAUCGCCUACCUGACGGUGCAGGAGAGCGUCGUCAACGAGGGCGAGUCGCAGCGCCGCUCGGGCCUUCACACUGAGGGAUUCGCGUACCUGCCGUUCGAGGCUGGCAAGCAAGAAUGCGUGCGCGAACGGGUCUGGGAGCCUUGGGGCUACGGAGACGCGCUGCAUGGCGAGUUCACCGGAGGCAUAUUCAUGGCGUCGGAUGUGGACGACUCUACGCACGUCUACAAUUGCCGCGUCCCCGAGAUCCUCGUGGGCGCGGGUGGCGAUGUUGAGCACCUGCGGCCCAUUCUGAACGAGAUUAUGCCGUUGUCCGCCAAAGCGCGCUAUGAGGAUGGCGCAGGCGACACCAUCGGCUCGGCGCACCUGAUUGAAGGCGGCGUGCAACGCGUUCUUUGGCCGAUCAGCCUGCAGGCCGAGCAGCUCUUCUGGAUGACCGACCACACGCCGCACGAGUCGCGGCCGCUCGAGAAGGGACAGCACCGAUGCUACUUCCGGCUUGUCACCGGGCGCGUCGGCGCAUGUUUCAUCGAAAGUUGUUUUCAGGACCCGACCAAGUUCUCGACGGACGAGGAGGAGGUCGAGCAGGAGCUGCUGCGGAUGGGCGUCUACAACGCGACCUUCGACACGUCUGUCAAGGACCAGGCCAACCGCGCGGGCGACUUUGAGGACACGGACGUGCUCGAGAACGAGACCGCGGUGCAGCUCGACAACGGCGGAGAGGCGCGCUUCAAGAAGGGCGCGUUCAACGCGUACAAGAACGAGCGCAACCGCAAGCUCCACGCCGACCCGUGGGACUCCGAGAUUACCGACAAAUCCUACGCUCUCCAUCUUAUCGUGCCACACCCAACUGUCGCUCCGCUCGCCUUCCCAUUCGCAGAGGUUACGUGCAAAGUCACACGCGAGGCCUUGGUUAUUGGUAAUAUCCCCUUUGCAGCCAAGCCUACCUCGUACGUAAGCUUGUCUGUCGUCCUCCACACCGCCGUGGCGUGGCAGACGGUGAACGAGCUAGCGUGCGGGGAGAGCGGCAUUGUGCAUGGUGCGGAGUGCAUUGCCGUUCUUAACGGAGUCGCUUAG
Molecule: messenger RNA, 1251 nt
Organism: Emiliania huxleyi CCMP1516
Lineage: Eukaryota; Haptophyta; Isochrysidales; Noelaerhabdaceae
Exons: 5
Coding region: 1-1251 (416 amino acids)
Source: RefSeq, a predicted model, not a curated record